AAAUGCUUGUUUACAAAGAAUAUGAGAUUUUCCCCCAAAUUACAAGUUUGGCCAUAGGUUCCCACCCAGUUCUCCUGUCUGCCCGAUUCAGAAUCCCCUCAAAUUUGCAAUAUUCCCACGCAAAAUAUCCUCUCCGCUCCCGGAUUACGAAAUGGCUGAAGAAGGAGAAGAGAAAGAGGCCAAGCAAGAAGAGCAAGAGGAGGAGGACAUCGAAGGGGAAUCAUCAGCUUCUGAUUCGUUCAUCGACGACGGAGACGACGAUAAUGAAGCAGCUGCCGAAGAAGCAGAAUUGCUUCCUGAGGAGCCUUUGACGGAAGAAGAAAUCGAAGAGCUCAUUGCUGAACUUCUAGAAGUCGAAAGUAAGGCUGCAGAGGCCCAGGAGGCCCUAGAGCAAGAGUCACUAGCAAAAGUGGAGGCCGAUGUUAGGACAGAGUUAGCUCGAGAUCUCACUUCGGAUGAUUUGGAGCUUGCUGUUGCUGAAGAAAUGAAGAUAUAUAAACAAGAGUGGGAAAGUGAGCUCGAUGAACUGGAGACAGAAAGUGCUCAACUCUUGGAACAACUUGAUGGUGCUGGGAUCGAACUUCCAAGUCUUUAUAAGUGGAUUGAAAGCCAAGCUCCUAGUAAUUGCCGCACUGAAGCAUGGAAAAGGAGAACUCAGUGGGUUGGAUCUGAGGUGACAAGUGAUUUUAGUGAAGUGGUCACUGAUGCUGAGAAAUAUCUUGAUAUUCACAGACCUGUGAGAAGAAAACAUGGUAAAGUCCUAGAAGAAGGUGCUAGUGGGUUUUUGAGGAGAAAACUUACAGGACAUAUUGGCCAUGAAGGAUUGGACACAGGUGUAGAUUGGUGUUCUUUCAACAAAUUAUGCUCUGAUAAGUCAUCUUUGGAUAAUGUUUCAUUUGGAAGCAAUCAGUGGGCUUCUGUUUACUUGGCUAGCACUCCACAGCAAGCUGCUGAGCUGGGUUUAAAAUUCCCUGGAGUAGAUGAGGUUGAAGAGAUUGAUGAUAUUGAAGGUGAUCCAGUUGAUGCUGUUAAUGCAGAUGAUCUAUCUGAAGAGCAGAAAAGAAAAUUCAGGAAGGUCAAGGAGGAAGAUGAUGUCAAAAUUGAUAAGAAGCUUCAGAGACGAUUGAAAAUGCAUAGAAACAGGCAGAAAUCUGAAACAACAGACCAAGUCACUGGCGGUGACCAAUAUGGUAGUUCUUAUCCGGAUUUGGAAACCCGAGGACACGGAUGUCAUAUUAUUGACAUGGAUAAGGAAAAAUGCAAUGGAGAUUUGUUAGUUGUUGAGGCCAGAGGAUCAAAACGCCAGCGUGAAACGGAUGAAUCUGAUGCUGAAAAUAAAAAGCCUCAGGUUAUUAUUGUAGAUACUGAUGAGGAAGACGGAGAUCUUUCUGUGGAUAGAUCUUCUCCAGCAUGUACUAUGAGUAAGACGAUGGAUCAAUGCAAUUCAGAAGGUUCUAAAGUUGAUAUGUUAUCUUCAGUUUUUCGUUGCACUGCUUGCAAUGACGUUGCUAAUGAAGUAUAUCAGCAUCCACUUCUGGAUGUUAUUGUUUGUUUGGAUUGCAAAACCUUGAUGGUAGCAAAGAUGAAGGAUGUUGAUUGCUCAGAGUGCUACUGUAGAUGGUGCGGACGAAGCAGUGAUCUAUUAAGUUGUAGGCUGUGCAAAACAUUAUUCUGUAGCCUAUGCAUACAGAGGAAUCUUGGUGAGGAACUUCUGUUGGGAAUUAAAGCAUCUGGUUGGGAAUGCUGCUGCUGCUCACCAAAUAUUCUACAAAAGUUGAGCCUAGAAUUAGAGAAAGCUAUAGAAUCUCGACAAAUAGAAGCAGAUGAUUCAAAUUCUGAUUCUGAUUCCGAUUCUGAUUCAGACAGUUCAGAUUCUGAAGCAAACACCCAGACCAGUACUAAAAGAAGGCAGAAGAAGAGAAUUCGCAGAAUCCUUGAUGAUACUGAAUUAGGAGAAGAGACUAAAAGGAAAAUUGCAAUUGAAAAGGAACGCCAAGAGCGCCUGAAAUCGUUGGAAGCACGAUUCUCCAACAAAGCCAGGAUGAUGAGUUUUGGAGAUUCAAGUAAAAAGUAUUGUGAAAAUGGUAGUGCUGAGAUGCUUGGCGAUUCCAAGAUGGGAUAUGUUGUUAAUGUGGUGAGAGAUGAAGCUGAAGAGGCUGUUAGGAUCCCCCCCAGUAUGUCAGCAAAAUUAAAAGCCCACCAGGUUGCAGGCAUUCGAUUUAUGUGGGAAAAUGUAAUUCAAUCGAUUAAAAAUGUGAAGUCUGGAGAUAAGGGUCUUGGUUGCAUCCUAGCUCAUACUAUGGGUUUAGGCAAAACUUUUCAGGUAAUUGCAUUUCUGUAUUCUGCAAUGAGAUGUGUUGAUUUAGGGUUAAGAACUGCUCUCAUCGUCACCCCUGUUAGUGUUCUACAUAACUGGAGGCAUGAAUUUCUGAAAUGGAGGCCAACAGAACUAAAACCUCUUCGUGUCUUUAUGCUUGAAGAUGUUCCAAGGGAAAGAAGGGCUGAAUUGCUGCAGAAGUGGAGAUCUAAAGGUGGUGUUUUUUUAAUCGGCUACGCUGCUUUCCGGAACUUGUCUUUGGGAAAGCAUAUAAAGGAUCGUCAAAUUGCUAAGGAAAUUUGCCAGUCACUCCAGGAUGGGCCUGAUAUACUAGUGUGUGAUGAAGCUCAUAUAAUCAAGAAUACCAGGGCUGAUGUCACACAAGCCUUGAAACAAGUAAAGUGUCAGAGAAGGAUUGCUUUGACUGGGUCUCCUCUUCAGAACAACUUGAUGGAGUACUAUUGUAUGGUAGAUUUCGUCCGGGAAGGAUUUCUUGGCAGCAGCCACGAGUUUAGAAAUAGGUUUCAGAAUCCUAUAGAAAAUGGUCAAGACACCAAUUCGACAGAUGAGGAUGUGAAGAUUAUGAACCAAAGAUCUCAUAUUCUCUAUGAGCAAUUAAAAGGAUUUGUUCAGAGGAUGGACAUGAAUGUUGUGAAGAAUGAUUUGCCGCCAAAAAUUGUCUUUGUAGUGUCUGUUAAGCUUUCUCCUUUACAGAGAAAAUUGUACAAAAGGUUUCUUGAUGUCCAUGGCUUCACAAAGGACAGGGUUACUGGUGAGAAGAUAAGAAAGAGAUCAUUUUUUGCAGGAUAUCAAGCCUUAGCUCAGAUAUGGAACCAUCCUGGGAUAUUACAACUAAUGAAAGAAAACAGGGACUCUUCCAAGCGUGAAGAUGCUGUUGAAAAUUUUAUUGUCGAAGAUUGCUCAAGUGAUGAAAAUACAGACAAUAAUGUGAUUCCUUCAGAGAAACGAAACUUGAGUGAUCUCCCACUCCGUAAAGAUGCUACUGGUUAUCUUCAAGGGGACUGGUGGAGUGAUCUUCUAAAGGAAAAUAGUUACAAGGAGGUUGAUUACAGUGGAAAAAUGGUUCUACUCCUUGAUAUCCUGGCCAUGUGCUCUAGUGUCGGUGACAAAGUUCUAGUUUUCAGCCAGAAUUUGGCAACACUUGACCUGAUUGAGCGCUACCUUUCUAAACUGACACGCCCAGGGAAAAAAGGGAAGUUAUGGAAGCAAGGGAAAGAUUGGUUCAGGUUAGAUGGAAGAACAGAAUCUUCUCAAAGACAGAAAAUUGUUGAGAGGUUUAAUGAGCCACUGAAUAGAAGGGUGAAGUGCACUCUUAUAUCUACCAAAGCUGGAUCUCUCGGUAUCAACCUUCAUGCAGCUAAUAGAGUGAUUAUCGUUGAUGGAUCAUGGAACCCAACUUAUGAUCUUCAAGCUAUAUAUAGGGUUUGGAGGUAUGGACAAACAAAACCUGUUUUUGCUUAUCGAUUACUGGCACAUGGAACCAUGGAGGAAAAAAUAUAUAAGCGUCAGGUAACGAAGGAAGGCCUGGCUGCAAGGGUAGUUGAUAGGCAGCAAGUGCAUAGGACAAUGUCAAGAGAAGAGAUGCUGCAUCUUUUAGAAUUUGGAGAUGAUGAUGGAGUUGAUGUUAUCUCUGAGCUGGGAGGAAAUUUGGGUGAACUAAAUACUGCUGACCGUGUUGGGAGCUUUUUGAAACAGAAAUUGCCUCUUCCAAAAGGAGGCGUGUCUUCUGACAAGUUUAUGCAAACUUUGAUUGAAAGGCAUCAUCCAAGCUGGAUAGCACAUUACCAUGAGCACGAGACUCUAUUGCAAGAGAAUGAGGAGGAGAAACUAUCGAAAGAGGAACAAGAAAUGGCUUGGGAAGUGUUUAGGAGAAGCCUUGAGUGGGAGGAGGUCCACCGGGUAUCACAUGUUGACUCGGUAGCGGCAUUCGAGAGGCAACCCCAAGUUUCUUCAGUGAAUGAUAAUUACAGGAAGCCGCCUGUGGUUAUGUCACACCACAACCACCCCAAAGAAGAACCACCUCUUGUGGUGCGCGAUAGUGUUAAGCUGAGGCGGGCCAUUGAGGCAGCAAGAAACCGCACGAUGAUUCGGAAAUGCACAAACCUGACACACAUGCUCACGCUUCGAAGUCAGGGCACCAAAAUUGGCUGCAGUACUUUUUGUGGAGAGUGUGCCCGAGAGAUUAGUUGGGGAAACCUCAAUACUGAUGGCAACUCCACAAAGUGUUGAUGAAUGCUGCUCAGUUUUCUUUUCCAUUUUUUCUUUGGGGGCAGGGUCGCAUUGCUAACGCAUACUGAUAACAUUAGUGUAUAAAGGCAUGAUAGAUUUAUUUUACGCCUCAUCUGGCAUCACAGGGAUUCACAGUUAUGUUUUUUGUUUGGCAAUUCUAUAUUUGCUUCUUAACCUACUGUAAACAACAGGCUCAUGUGAAAAUUUAACAUGCUUGUGCCUUUUAACUAAGAGCUUGUAUUGUAGGGGGGUGGGGGCGUUCAAGGAAAGGAACUUUGGGAGGUCUAGUUUUUGUUUAGACCAUUUAUGAUAUUUGUUAGUAAUCGAUUAUAAUGUGACUCAUUAUAUGUUUUGCCAAAUGUUAAACCGUGC
Cuscuta europaea is the source of this 4939-nucleotide messenger RNA. The record is from the annotation of a GenBank genome assembly. Lineage: Eukaryota; Viridiplantae; Streptophyta; Magnoliopsida; Solanales; Convolvulaceae.